GUAAUGGGUGACCACCAUUCAAUUGCACGAUUGCCCAGCGCUACCUUCGAUGCAACAAUCGAAAGUUUGCAACACUGACCGCUGUCUAAUCAUAUGCAAGUUCCGCUUCGAUUAUCGGAGAGAGUGCCUCGAUAUAUACUCAGCUCCAGGACCCGAACAACCAUGUCCAGCCACUGCUGAACGUUGACGAUAACCCGCCAUUAAACAGCCAAACGCCAGAAACGACGCCGUCACGAUUCCUCUCAUGCCCAGUAUUGCUUCGAAACAAAAUCGACCAGCCAUCCAAGAUCACUCUAUAUUACAAGUGCUAAGCUACGCAGCUCAUUCUCUCAAUACCACUUCACCGCACAAGGAUCAUCGGGAGCUAUACACUCUCUAGCCCGUUGAGACCACCAGAGGCUGAUACACUGUCAUCCCAACAAGACCCUCAAUAGACUCCUCACUGCCAUUUCCGAUGCCGUGGAGCCCAACCAUAACCGCAUUGCGAGCCCUCGCACUGCCCCUCUUCCUUGCUACAGCGUCAGCCAUAGCAAUGGAUCCGGACCAUAUCCCGCGCCAAGCAGAUUGCCUUACAAACUGCCGCAGUGCAACAACUCCAAACCAAAACACAAAUUUCUGCUCCGACGUGGCAUGGAUCAACACAUUCAACGCCUGUCUAUCCUGCGCCAUACCUGCCAAGAUAUCCGACACUUUCCGCGAACCUAUUCAAUAUUUAGCUUCGCGCUGCGGCUAUGAAGUCAAAUUCCCAUCUCCCGACGAAAACCAACAUCAAAACAUAGAAGGCAAACUUCGACCACUUCCUCUUCCCUCGAACUCGAACAGGAACACGAAUUUACCUCGAUCUGAUCACAAAUCUACUGGCCCUUCCGUCCCUGCCAUAGCCGGUGGAGUCAUUGGCGCGAUCCUCGCUCUCGCAGCUCUUUUCAUCCUGAUCCUUUACCUCGAUCGCAGGAGGAGAAAGAGACAACAAUCCGAACAAAGAGUGACUGAAGAGCACAUGAAAUGUGUUUCGGAGAUUUUUGGCUUCGCCAAUACUGGACCUGCUGGUGCUACGCCGACACGCGGUCCGCACUCGCGGAAUGUUUCUGAAACGUAUAGUGUCGGAGAUGGGAAAGAUUCUAUGACGAAGCAGAGGGAUAGUGUAGACUCUAUGGAAAAGGAACGAUCGCGUGCGUAGACGAUCUUGGGGCGAAGAACUUCGAAGCGAGGUAAUGGGUGGCGCAGAAGCAUAAAAAUGGGAUUGAUGAUUAUAACGAUUUCAUGAAAUGUGAAUGAAGCAGGGACGAUUGGCAUGCG
Molecule: messenger RNA, 1296 nt
Organism: Cercospora beticola
Lineage: Eukaryota; Fungi; Ascomycota; Dothideomycetes; Mycosphaerellales; Mycosphaerellaceae
Product: EGFR-like transmembrane domain-containing protein
Source: RefSeq, a predicted model, not a curated record